Mycosarcoma maydis (corn smut) is the source of this 4305-nucleotide messenger RNA. RefSeq lists its product as uncharacterized. Gene Ontology annotation, cellular component: TRAPPII protein complex. The record is from RefSeq and is a predicted model, not a curated record. Gene Ontology annotation, biological process: intra-Golgi vesicle-mediated transport; early endosome to Golgi transport. Lineage: Eukaryota; Fungi; Basidiomycota; Ustilaginomycetes; Ustilaginales. The transcript has a single exon. Bases 1 to 4305 code for a protein of 1434 amino acids.
AUGACAGAUCAUCCCACUCCAUCCUCGGAAAGGAUCACCGUCACAUACGCAGCGUCCCAAGCUCUUCUCGCUGCUCCUCUCACCCCGCACUUUAUACAUCUUCUAAAAGAGCAACUACCGCUUCGCAACCUCCACUGGCGUCCGAGCCAAUCGACUCUUGAUGCAGCUUCCGCGCGAGCUGCUUCGCAGGGCAAGUCCACAUACGUCUCAUCGUCCGUCGUGCCGGGCUCCACAAUACGGACUAUUCAGACGCUCGAUGUGGCUCUGAAACCCUUGACCGAUGAGAUUCGUCGUUGGCGCGGCGACCCCGGAUACUUUGACCAACCAGGCACAGCAGGACUCCUCGACCGACCCUUUGUCCAUCUCUACCUUGUUGUGUGCGACGAUAGCGAGCAUUACCGCACGACCGUUCGCAAUGAGAUCCGAUCAUGGAUCAGCAGCCUAUCUUUCUUUCAUGCCAAGCAUACGACACCAUCAGCGCAUCCAAGCUCUGUAGGCACACCUGCCUCUGCAUCGUCCUCCAAGACCUCGCUCGCACUCGGCUCCUUUCGCUCCGGCACCCCACCUGUACGCUCUGACACGCCACCGGUAACAGCGACAACAGCGACAAAUGUUGGUACCAACACGCCCACAAGUCAAGGCAGUACCCUAAAAGCUGUCCCCACUGGUGCAACAGUGCCAACAGGUCCCACCGAGCCCGAAUAUCUCAUUGUUCUCAUCACACCACCAGAAGGCGCCGGCAUAUCUGGUCUUGCUGGUGCCGGUGCUGCCGUUGCAGACGCCAAGUCGGGCAUGAGUCGGUUCAUGAACAAGUCCAAAGGCAACGUUCUCGAAAAAGCUCGCGCUGAUUUCAACACAUCCAAGAAGGACCAUGUCGUGCAACUCUCACGUCUGCCGCCUGUUCCUGCUACGCCACUCGGGAAAGCUGGUCUGCACUCGAUGGAUCCCACCAUCUGGGCCGAGUUGCUAACCAAGUUGCGCGAAGCGGCCUCCACCACCUUUGCCGCCACAGUGGAAUUGCAAGAGCACGAAAUAGCUCGCUGCGGGGUCACUCGAGGUCAGCAAGGCUGGGACUUUUGCAGCUACUUUCUCUCCAAGGACUCGCUUGCACGCACUCUAGAAGCUGUUGGACUCAAAGACGAUGCCGUGGGACAGUAUGAAGAUCUCGAAAUAGUCUUUGCACAGGCCGUGCAGAAUGGUGCCGUAUCGUUUGCUCCCGUCGGGGGAGACGAUCCUAACGACGAUUCGUUGCCGCUGUUGGAUGUAACAAAGAAGCCUUAUGCAGAUCUAAUUCGUCGACGCGAAAUCUCGCUCUUUGACUUUCGAUGCUACCUCUUCGCCCGCAAGUCGGCGCUGUUGGGCAAGAUGGGAAGAGUGGCGGCUGUGAUGCGUGAAGCACCGCUAUUCAUCAGCGCUGUCGGCCGGAUGCUACGCCGCAACAGGCGUCUCAGCAGUCAGUGGAUCGAGUCCUGGAUCUUCUCAGCAGCACUAGAUGUGGUCGAACAGUGCCAGGCAUGGCUCAUUCAACGCAGUGGGCAGUCGUCCGCCUCUACUGACGAUCAACUCAGCCCGGCCUUCCACUCGAACAAGUCGGAGCUGCUCGAUGUCGCCAGACGUCAGCUCGAUCGUAUGGGCAUCAAAGCCGGUCAUCUCCCUGCAUGCGAGCCGUUCGCGUUGCCACCGUCGGAAGAUGCAUUGGAUGAUUCUGUAUCGAUCGCACCCGUAGAGCGUGAUCUGCCACCACUGCCCGACGCUGCUGUCAACAGCGCAUCCGAGAGUGUUGGACUAGGCCCAGCGUUUGUACUCGAUCAAAAGCGGGGCACUUCUCGACCUGAGCUGCAGCAGGCCAUCGAGUCAAGAGAGCACUUUGAUUCGCACUAUUUGGCUUUAUGCGAGCGUAUCUUGACAGGUUGGAAGGCAUCGUCACGCACACGCGAUACCCUCCACGUGCGAACCAUCGUUGCUACCCUUCACUACCUGCGCGGCAAGUAUCAAAUCGCAUAUGAGAAUCUGCUCGCAGUCACCGAGGCAUACUCGACUUCCAAGUCAGCCGCGCUGGAACGUCAUUCACUGGCAAUGCAGCUCGAGUGCCAUGCAAAGCUCGAAAAACCGCGAGAUCGAGCCUGGACAGCAGCUGCAUUGGCUGCGCUCAGGCUCAGCGUUCAAGACUCCAGCUCAGGCAGAAGCGUCGAGGCUGAAGCCGCCAAAUGGACCGACCCUAUGUACCUUUGCGAGCAGCUCCGGUCAGCAUCUUUAGCUCUAGGCAGAGAAGUACCGAUCAGUGGCUUCCCGCUCUUCUCCAUCUCGCUGCCGCGUUCUUCCGCCCGCUUGGUGGAGACGGAAGACGGUUCAUUGCUCGAAGUGGAUGUCACAUCGUUGCUAUCGUGCGUGCAAGUUGUCGAAGACGUACGUGUCUGUCUAGUCACAGGUGAUGGCGAGACGCUAUGGUUCACAUCUUCCAAGACCGAGCUUGCACCAGGGUCGAGCAGAGUCGAGCUCUUCUGUCCUCACCCUGCACAUGGUCUCUUCAUGGUCGAUGUGACGCAGAUUCGUUUGGCGCGGUUCAUCUUCCAGUACGAACACGGUGCUGCUGCGUCAGGGAAAGAUGCGCUGAUCGUUAGGGUACCCAAGGAUGGCGCUGCACCGAGUGUUAGCGUGCGGCUUCCGCGUCGAAUCGAUUUAGAUCAACCCAGGGCGAUCGAGUUGACGGUACGAUCGGGUCGAAAUGACAUGGAUGUUGCGGAGUUCAGUAUCACGUCGAGCAAUGGAAGUGCUCUGGUCGGGUACAGCGAAGCCAAGCUGUCCGAGGAUGCACGAUCAAAUGCUGGCAUCCAGGUCGUGGGCGUCUCUGGCUCACCGUCAUCAGUCUCAAUCACAGCACUAAGGAAAGAAAGCCAAGCUGUGAUUGUUCUGCCCUUGAGUCAGCUGCCCGAAACCGGCAUUCUCGAAGCUGUGGUUACGCUAACGUAUACCUCAACGUCCUCCCACACCUCACAACGAUAUGCUGCUGGCAAAAAGCGAUCACUCAAGAUCCCCGUACUGCUUCGAACAGCAUUGCCACUGGGUGUGAAUGUCCAAGACUUUUUCCGCAUCUCCUGUCUUGUCUCGAAAUUCACCAUCUCUGCAGGCGGGAGUGGUAGCCUUCGACUGCAGCCUGUUACGAUGGUUCACGACGAUGCUGUGGCCGACGGCGAAGCACACGCGUACAAGAUCGAGUCGUGUGGAUCGACGCGGGAGGCGACUGUGACGCCGCGACAGCCGGCGACCUAUGUGUUCCGGAUAUCGAAGCGUGGUUUGGCGGAUGCAGCGGGGAGGGACAGCCGUAUGAGGCUGACCGUGGAGUAUCGGGGAUUGCAAGAGGAUGCAGUUUGUGCUGCAGAGCGGGCGUUGGAUGCCUUGGUGGAGGCGGAUGCAGCGUUGGAGGGAUUAAAGACGGGAACGCCGACGAGGAGGUUGUUGCAGGAUGCACUCGUAGUGUACGUACGCGAGCGAUUAGAUUUGCCGGCGUUUUCGAUCACGGGUCAGGUGCGCACAGGCAUGUUGGAUCGGCAUUGGUGGCGACGCGAAAGGCGGUGGUGGGGUCAAUGUACGCUCGACUUGGAAGCACUGCUGGAAUUGGUACAAGCCACACUCGACAAUAUCGCCUCUGGCGUUUCUUGCAACCUUUUCGCAGACGAGCAAAUCUGGCAGACGCUAACGAUCCCGGUCGACGUGCCCACCGUUGACUACGUCAAUGCAGUGACGCUCAGCCUAGGCCGUUGCGACAGCGGUUCAAGCCAGUCAGCAUCGGUGAUCGUGGGCCAACCAAUCGAACUGACCGUGUCGAUCGAGACGUCUACGCUUUGGUCUUGUUCUUCACAUGAAGGCGAGAUCAUGGUGUACGACAUUGUUCCCGAUUUUGAAACGUGGUUAGUGGACGGGUGUAAAAGGGGGAGUUUCAAAGUGAAGCCGAACUCAGCUCCGCUCGCAUGCGAUGUGUUCAGCGUCACGCUCACGAUUGUUGCGUUGCGAACGGGUAGGUUGCCGCUGCCCACGGUCCAAGUGCGUCCGCUUUCCACUGUCGAAGCAGCCACCAACCCAAAGACGGGACAGCUGCCGACAUGCGAAACGUACAUCUCAAAUGCAGCGCAAAGGGUCAACGUCGUACCUGGUCGAUCGGCGACCGCUUUCUUGGUUCCCGUCGACACCAAGGUCUUUUCAAGCAGUGCAGAGAGGGGUAGCUGGAAUAGCAACCGCGGAGACCCAGCAACCUUCGAUAGGAUCAGAUCGACUCGGUACAGUCAACAAUCCUUACACGCUGCUUAG